Molecule: messenger RNA, 15763 nt
Organism: Brienomyrus brachyistius
Lineage: Eukaryota; Metazoa; Chordata; Actinopteri; Osteoglossiformes; Mormyridae
Gene: dnah5l
Product: dynein, axonemal, heavy chain 5 like
Exons: 78
Coding region: 202-14232 (4676 amino acids)
Biological process (GO): microtubule-based movement
Cellular component (GO): dynein complex
Molecular function (GO): dynein intermediate chain binding; ATP binding; minus-end-directed microtubule motor activity
Source: RefSeq, a predicted model, not a curated record
AUGCUGAGGGGUCAGGACUGAUGGCAGGGGAAGAUGAAGUCUACAUCAUCUAGGUUGGAAAAUUGCUCUGGUCCCAAGCAGACCAGUUACCAUGGCAGCACCCAAACUUUGACAAAGUGUUAAAGAAGGCAGGACCAACUAGCCAACUACAAAAGCUGCUCUUAGUAAGACGGCAGAAGCUCUGUUACGGAAAGAUUUACGAUGAGUGACCCUGAGAAACCUGACUCCGGGGAGGGGGGGCGUAGCAGCCCCCAGGAGGCGAGCGCUGAUUCUGGGGGUCAGCCAGAGAAAAGCGAAGGAGACGAGGCAGAAAAGAAGAAGAGUGAAGCUGAGGGUGAGAAAAGGAAGGACAGCGAAGACAAUGAACCACUACAUGCCGGUGAAGAGCUGGAGCUUCCACUUAUCAGCGGACACAACGCUGAGCCUGGUGUCAGGGUACACAGACGCAUAGGUACCAACAAGCCGAAAGUCACCAGCCCCGUAGCCCACUCUGCUGUGUCGUCCCCCUCUGCCACCACGGCUGCUUCAGGGAAACGCACGGCAGUGCUGUCAAAUGAGGCCAGGAAGGAGAUGGUGAAGCAGGCCAGGGCUGCCAGAGAUGAACGGCGCGCCCUGCUGGACGUGCGGCACAAGUACCUGAUUUCCAAGCUGGCUGACGGUGCAAAUCUAGGGGAGGUGGAGGUGGAGGAGACACUCAUAUCUGACGACAAGUUCAACUUAAUAGAAGAUUUUUUUGCAGCGAAUGGAUCAAAAAAGCUGAUUUUCUUCUAUCAAGAUGUGAAAUUGAGACAGAACCACCACCUGUCUUGGUCCGAUAUGGUGAGUUCUUCCCAGUGUCAGAAGAAGCUGUUCAUCACCACUGGAUCAGCAGAGGGUUUGGUCGGAACGUGCUUGUUUUUCCUAAGAACCACAGACAAGGCCAUAACAACCUCCAACGUGUCUCAGGAGGUGAAUUUCGGGAUGUUCGAUUGCUCCAGUGGAAACGUUCUCCACAGUGUGGAAAAGUUUCUCUCCUUAGUCAUGCUGCCUGCACUGAAGUCUCAAGAGAACUGGGGCACUGUGAAGGAAGGGCUGAAGAAUGUUCAGGUGCAGGAUUUCCUCGCGUCUGUGGACAAAUUCAUCUCUAGCCUUCUGUCGGCAAGGCAGAACUUGGAGGGAAAGUUUCAGCUACAUACCACGGAAAAUCAGUACAACCUGGAAAACCUGCACGAGCCUUCAGAUUACACUGCGGCAGCCAGUAACACAGAGCUGGUGGAGAUGCUGGAAGGAGUUCUCCUGACCUGGGCGCAGCAGAUCGAGCAGGUGCUGACGCAAAGCGAGCAGAUGAGGAAGGAGGCUGACGAUAUCGGGCCCUCGGCUGAGCUGGAGCACUGGAAGAGCCGGACGGUCACUUUCAACAGCAUCCUAGAUGAGAUUAAAAGCCCCCCUGUGAAGAAGGUUGUGGGGCUGUUGCAGGUGGCCAAGUCCAAGACACUGAGGAGGUGGAAACAACUGGACUGGAACAUCACGGAUGCUGCUAAUGAGGCUAAGGACAACGUGAAAUACCUGUACACACUGGAGAAGUUCUUUGAACCGCUUGGAAAAUGCACUCCGAUGAACUUGCUAGAGCACAUCCCCAAACUGAUGAACUGCAUCUACUUGAUCCACAACGUGUCGCAAUACUACAACACUUCAGAACGCAUGACGUCACUCUUCAUUAAGAUCACCAACCAGAUGAUGAGCACCUGCAAAACGUACCUCUGCCAGGGUGUGUCCAAAGUGUGGGAGCACGGCAGAACUGAGCUGCUGAAGAGGAUCAAGGAAUGUUCUCAGCUCAACCAAGAGUACCAGCAGUGCUUUCAACGAGUUCGAGAAAAGAUCCGGGACAACCCAGAACACCGGCAAUUUGAAUUCAGUGAGAACUACAUCUUCGGGAAGUUUGAUGCUUUCUGCAAGCGCUUGGAAAAGAUUGCGGACAUGGCCGACAUGAUGGAACUUCUCUCGAAUCUACAGCAUAUAAAGAUUGAAGGCAUUGAGAAGAUACACGUUCGCUAUCAGACCAUAGUGACCAGCACCAAGUCCAAGGCCUACAACGUGCUUGACCACCGAAAGCCUGAGUUUGAGAAUGACUACAAGGAAUUCAGGUAUCAGGUUGAUGGACUCUUUCAGUCACUGCAGAUGCUGCUUGAGUCCUGGUUUGAACGGUUGCCAUCGAUUGAGCAAAAGCUAGAUCUACUGGCCAAAUUCGAGAAUGUUAUUGGGGACCAGCUUGACCUGGCAGAGAAGUAUCUGGCAGUAUUGCAACUUUAUGGCAGAGAUCUGGAGCUGAUGCGUAAGCUGUUCCAGAAGCAGGGGGCUGAUCCCCCCAUCCAACGCAAUGUGCCCCCAAUUGCCGGAAAGAUAAUGUGGUCUCGUCAGAUCUACAGAAAAAUUGAAUUACCCAUGAAAGUUUUGAAGAACAAAGUAGAUGUCCUACAGGUGCCACUGAUGAAGAGGGUAAUCAGGAACUACAACAAGAUGGCUGCCGACCUGAUCAAGUAUGAGCUGCUACACCACCGGGGCUGGUCCCGCACCGUGGAAGUCGGACUGCGCUGCCUCAGUGCAUCCUUGCUUGUUAGAUCCUCUGAAACCAAGGAGCUGUACGUCAAUCUAGACCCGAUGAUCUCUGAAGUGCUGCAAGAAUCCAAGCACAUGCACAGGAUGGGUUUUGAGGUUCCAGAAGUGGUCUUCAAGGUCAAUGAGGCUGAACUGAAAUCCAAGCAAAUCAUGUUGCACGAGAUGCUGAACGAUAUGGAGGAAGCUAAGAAGCGGAUUCCCGCUAUUCUGCAGCCGCUCAUGCAGCCGUUUCACAGUCAUAUUGAUGCGGCCAUUUCUCCUGGGCUCACCAUGCUCUCCUGGAGCUCCACCAACACUGAGAAAUUUGUGAAGAACGUGUACAGUGUGCUGACUGAGCUGGGGCACAUCGGGAAGACGGCCAUGGAUAUCCUGGAUUGUCGCAUCGAUCGGGUCCUGCAGGCCAUGUCCUCCAGCUCCCUGCUGGUGCUGCUCCAGGAGCCUGUGGCACCUUCUGCUUUUCAGGGGCUGGCUGAGGGCACAGUGACAGCUGCGGCUCUGAGGCUCAGAUCACAAAGCCAACAGGUGGAGAGAUCCAUGUACCUGCUAAUCGAGAGCAUCAAGAGCAAAAUGAAACCCGAGGAGAAGGUGAACCUGGAGGAAACCUUCCCCUGUCUGCACCCCGAUGCCAAGACAAAGGUGCGAUGCCUGUGUUGUCUGCCUUGUAAAUUCUACAACAUGAUGGGCCAAAUUUGCCAAAGGAACACGGAUGCUUUAGUCAAAGCUACAAAAUUGUCCCUGGAUGCACUAAAGAAAAGACUCCAUGUUAGCAGUUCUAAGUAUCAGAUGUCCUCCCGGCUGAGUAGGUCCACCGCCCAAGCCCCUCUCUUCAGGGCUUCCAUCGAGCUGGCAAUUCCGAACAUUGUCAUGAGGCCCAGUCUGGAGGAAAUCCAGAGUAUGCUUAAUAAAACUGUGAACACUGUGCUGUCCUUGGGGAGGGAUAUUCCACUGUGGACAUUUUCUCAUCUCCAUCACAAGCAGUUGCAGGCCGAGCAAAACGCCGUCAGAGAUGCUGGUGAUGACAACCUGCCGACAAAGCAGAUCCUGCUGAAGCCUCUGGACCGGCAGCUGAGUGAGCACAAGGACAUCUCCAAGGUGGUGGUCCAGCUGGCCUCCAUCGUCUCGUCACUCAAGACAGAUGCCGUUGACGUGCUGGAGGAGUUUGCUCACUUCUCGGCCCUGUGGAAUCAGGAUCCAGAAGAACAGUUGAAAAUAUUUUUGGAGAGCCAGCCUUCUCUAUCAGAAUUUAAUGCUCAGAUAACUUUCUACUCUAAACUGGAGGCCCAAAUUGAAGAUCUGCCAGCGAACUGCACCGUGGGCUCCGUCCUGUUUGACACAGAGCAGCUCAAACUGUCCCUAACUCAGGAGUGCCGAGCCUGGAAGAGGGCGUUUGGGGCAUCAUUGAAUCGCCAGGCCUCGGCCGACAUGGCCGAGAUCUACACUUUCGUGGACAGCAUGAGUAAACGGCUCCAACGCCCCGUCGAAGAUCUGGAGGACGUCAGAGGAGCCAUGGCCAUCCUCAGGGAGGUGCGGGAGGCGGAGAUCCGCAUGGACAUGAUGAUCGGCCCGGUGGAGGAGUCCUUCGCCCUCCUCAACCGCCACGAGCUCUCUUUUAGUGACGGGAAUGCGGAAAAAGUGGAUGGCUUGGCGUACGCCUGGAGAAACCUCAACUCACUGGUCAGGCAGACCCAGAAUAUUCUGGUGAGGAUUCAGCCCACGAUGAAAGCUGACCUGUUGGCUUGUGUGGAAGCAUUCCAGACCUCUGUGCAGACCUUCUACUCAAGUUAUGAUACAAGUGGCCCUGGGGUGGAGGGUCUGCCCCCCCGUGAAGCUAGCGACCGACUGCAGGCCUUUCAGAUCCAGUUUGACGAGCUCUGGAGGAAAUACGUGACUUACUCUGGUGGCGAGGAGCUAUUCGGACUCACCGUGAAAGAGUAUCCUGAACUUCAGAGAAUAAAACGUGAGCUGGCUCUGCUCUCCAAACUCUACAGCCUUUAUAACUCAGUCAUUGACAGCAUCAAUGGCUACUAUGAUAUACAGUGGAGUGACCUUGAUACAGAGAAGAUCAACAGUGAAUUGCUCGAUUUUCAGAACCGAAUUCGAAAGCUUCCCAAAGCCCUAAAGGAGUGGCAAGCAUUUAAUGACCUCAAGAAGAAAAUCGAUGACUUCAGUGAGACUUGUCCUCUACUGGACAUGAUGGCCAACAAGGCAAUGUUACCCAGACACUGGCAGCGGCUCUCAGAAGUCACAGGACACAAAUUUGAGGUGGAGUCAGAGAACUUCACCCUCAGGAACAUCAUGCAGGCUCCUCUCCUGAAGAAUAAAGAGGACAUUGAGGACAUCUGCAUCAGUGCUGUGAAGGAGCAAGAUAUUGAAGCCAAGCUGCGGGCCGUGGUGGCCGAGUGGAGCAGCCACCUGUUUGUCUUUGCCUCUUUCAAGAGUCGUGGGGAGCUGCUGCUGAAAGGUUCGGACACGGCGGAGAAGGUGUCCCUCAUGGAGGACAGUCUGAUGGUGCUGGCGUCGCUCAUGAGCAACAGGUACAACACCCCCUUCAAAGCCUCCAUCCAGCAGUGGGUGCAGAAGCUGUCCAAUACCACCGAGAUCAUCGAGAAGUGGCUGACCGUGCAGAACCUGUGGAUCUACCUGGAGGCCGUCUUUGUGGGAGGAGAUAUUGCCAAGCAGCUACCUCAGGAGGCAAAAAGGUUCCAGAACAUUGACAAGUCAUGGCAGAAGAUCAUGCAGCGGGCGCACGAGAUGCCCAACAUGGUGCAGUGCUGCGUGGGGGACGAGACCCUGGGCCAGCUGCUGCCCCACCUGCUGGAGCAGCUGGAGCUCUGCCAGAAAUCGCUCACCGGCUACCUGGAGAAGAAGCGGCUGCUCUUUCCACGCUUCUUCUUCGUGUCGGACCCGGCCCUGCUGGAGAUUCUCGGCCAGGCGUCCGACUCCCACACCAUCCAGCCCCAUUUGCUGAGUCUUUUUGACAAUGUCAGUCAAGUCAAUUUUCAUGAGAAGAAUUAUGACCAGAUCCUUAGUUUCCAGUCCCAGGAAGGAGAGUCAGUGGAUCUCGUCCAGCCGGUCCUGGCACAGGGAAAUGUGGAGUCUUGGCUUGGGCUCUUACUCGAUGGUGUGAGGAAGACCAUCCACAGCAUCAUCCGCCAGGCCCACCUGGCCAUCAGUGACCCUGGGCUGAAGCUGGUGGAGUUCGAGUCUGUGUUCCCAGCACAGGUCGGCCUGCUUGGUAUCCAGAUGAUCUGGACAAAGGACUCGGAGGAGGCCCUCAGUGUUGCCAAAGUGGACAAAAAGAUCAUGCAGACCACCAAUCAGAAGUUCUUAGAUAUCUUGAAUGAGCUAAUUGACAUGACAACCAAGGACUUGACCAAGAUAGAGCGAACAAAGUACGAAACACUGAUCACCAUCCAUGUGCACCAGAAGGACAUUUUUGACGACCUGGUACGCAUGAACAUCCGCUCCACCAGUGACUUUGAAUGGCAGAAGCAGUCACGCUUCUACUUCAUCGAGGACACGGAUAGGUGUGUCAUCCAAAUCACAGACGUGGAGUUUGCUUACUGCAAUGAGUAUCUCGGCUGCACAGACCGCCUGGUCAUCACUCCUCUGACUGACAGGUGCUACAUCACCCUGUCCCAGGCCCUGGGUAUGAGUAUGGGCGGGGCUCCAGCUGGCCCUGCUGGUACUGGGAAGACGGAGACCACUAAGGACAUGGGCCGCUGCCUGGGGAAGUACGUGGUGGUCUUCAACUGCUCCGACCAGAUGGACUACAGGGGACUCGGUCGCAUUUACAAAGGCUUAGCGCAGGCUGGGGUGUGGGGCUGCUUCGACGAGUUCAAUCGGAUCGAGCUGCCUGUGCUGUCGGUGGCGGCCCAGCAGAUCUACAUAGUGCUCCAGGCCAAGAAGAACAAGAAGGCCACGUUCGUGUUCACGGACGGCGACGUUGUCGACAUGGACAGCGAGUUUGGCAUCUUCCUAACCAUGAACCCGGGCUAUGCAGGCCGCCAGGAGCUUCCAGAAAACCUGAAGAUUCAGUUCCGUACGGUAGCCAUGAUGGUUCCGGACCGAGCUAUCAUCAUGAGGGUGAAACUCGCCAGUGCCGGCUUUCGGGAGAACCAGGUCCUCAGCAGGAAGUUCUAUACACUUUACAAGCUAUGCGAAGAGCAACUCUCGAAGCAGGUUCACUAUGACUUUGGUCUACGGAACAUCCUGUCUGUGUUGAGGACGCUGGGAGCAGUGAAGAGGUCCAACCCCGAGGAACCGGAGAAGACUGUGGUGAUGAGGGUGUUGCGGGAUAUGAACCUCUCUAAACUGGUGGAUGAGGAUGAGCCUCUCUUCAUGAGCUUGAUCGACGACCUGUUUCCGGGGAUCACCCUGGACAAGGCCGGUUACCCCGAGCUCGAGGAGGCCAUCUGCAAGCAGACAGAGCGAGCUGGUCUCAUCGCUCACCCGCCCUGGGUGCUGAAGAUGGUGCAACUCUAUGAGACCCAGCGGGUCCGGCAUGGUAUGAUGACCCUUGGACCUAGUGGAGCAGGAAAGAGCAGCUGCAUCCACACGCUCAUGAAGGCCAUGACAGAUUGCGGGGCACCGCACAGAGAAAUGCGCAUGAAUCCCAAAGCCAUCACCGCCUCGCAGAUGUUUGGCACACUGGAUGUGGCCACCAAUGACUGGACAGAUGGCGUGUUUUCCACCCUGUGGAGGAAGACGCUGAAAACCAAGAAGGGGGAUCAUGUUUGGAUAGUGCUGGAUGGUCCUGUGGAUGCCAUCUGGAUAGAGAACCUGAACUCCGUGCUGGACGACAAUAAGACCCUGACUCUGGCAAACGGUGACCGCAUCCCCAUGGCACCCAACUGCAAGAUCGUCUUUGAGCCCCAUAACAUCGACAAUGCCUCCCCAGCCACAGUCUCUCGGAAUGGCAUGGUCUUCAUGAGCUCCUCAGUGCUGAACUGGCAGCCCAUCUUGCAGGCCUGGUUGCUGAAGCUACCUGCCCUGCAGGCUGAAACUUUGUCUGGCUGUUUCAACAGGAGCUUCCAGGAUUUAAUCAACUUCGUUUCCACUGCCGUGUCCCCGAAAAUGCACAUCCUGGAGUGUAUGUACAUCAAGCAAGCCAUUGACCUUUUGCAAGGUCUACUGCCCCCACUGGCGGAGGAGGGUGACGCGGCCCGCCUGCACGUGACGCGACUCUUCGUGUUCGCCAUCAUGUGGUCCGUGGGGGCCCUCCUGGAGCUGGAGGACCGGUCCAGGAUGGAGAGCUUCCUGAAGUCCCACUCCUCCUUCCCAGAACUCCCAAAAACCCAAGGAGACGAGACCAUCUUUGAGUUUGUGGUGAAUGAGCACGGAGAAUGGGAACACUGGUCCAGAAAGGUCCCUGAAUAUAUAUACCCCAAAGACUCAGUACCGGACUACGCCUCCAUCCUGGUCCCGAAUGUGGACAAUGUGCGCACAGACUUCCUCAUGCAGAUGAUAAUGAAGCAGGGAAAAGCCAUCCUGUUGAUUGGAGAGCAGGGCACGGCCAAGACGGUCAUGAUCAAGGGUUAUAUGAGUAAAUACGACCCUGAGACUCACCUGACCAAGAGCCUGAGCUUCUCCUCGGCCACCCUACCCAACAUGUUCCAGAAGAGCAUCGAAAGCUACGUUGACAAGCGCAUGGGUGCCACUUAUGGGCCCCCUGCGGGUAAGAGGAUGACUGUCUUCAUCGAUGACAUCAACAUGCCCGUGAUCAACGAAUGGGGUGACCAGAUCACCAAUGAGAUCGUCCGCCAGCUGAUGGAACAGGGGGGCUUCUACAACCUCGACCGGCCGGGGGAGUUCACCAGCCUGGUGGACAUCCAGUUUGUGGCGGCCAUGAUCCACCCAGGCGGGGGUCGUAACGACAUCCCACAGCGCCUCAAACGGCAAUUCAGCAUCUUUAACUGCACCCUGCCCUCCAACUCUUCCAUAGACAAAAUCUUCCACACGGUCGCUCAGGGCUACUUCUGCCCCGAGAGAGGUUUCCCACCUGACGUGUGCACCCUUGCGGGGAAGCUGGUGCCCACCACCAGGAAGGUGUGGCAGGCCGUCAAAAGCAAGAUGCUGCCGACACCUGCGAAGUUCCAUUACAUCUUUAACCUGCGGGACCUCAGCCGCAUCUGGCAGGGGGUCCUGAAAGUGACGGCGGAGGUGUGCCAGAGCCCAGAGGUGCUCUUCGCCCUCUUCCAGCACGAGUGCUCGCGGGUCAUCGCCGACCGCUUCACCAAUCAGCAGGACAAGGAGUGGUUUGAUGCUACCGCGGAGAAGAUAGCGAGAGAGGAGCACGGCGCCUCGCUGGCCGCAGACUCUCCUAGGGACUCUUACUUUGUGGAUUUCCUCAGAGACGCCCCUGAGGCCACGGGAGACGAAGCCGAGGAGGCUGAGCUGGAGGCGCCCAAGGUGUACGAGCCCGUGCCGUCGUUCGACGUCCUGUCGGUCCGCCUGGGCCUGUUCCUGCAGCAGUACAACGAGGCGGUACGAGGCAGCAACGUGGACCUCGUGUUUUUCCGGGACGCCAUGAUCCACCUGGUGAAAAUCUCCCGCAUCAUUAGCACGUCACAGGGAAACGCGUUGCUGGUGGGGGUGGGCGGCUCCGGCAAACAGAGCCUCACCCGACUGGCCUCGUUCAUCGCUGGCUACCAGAGCUAUCAGAUCACACUCACCAGGACGUACAACAUCAGCAAUUUAAUGGAUGACCUGAAGUUCCUCUACCGCACUGCUGGUCAGAAAGGGAAGGGCGUCACCUUUAUCUUCACAGACAAUGAGAUAAAGGACGAGUCCUUCUUAGAGUACCUGAACAACGUGCUGGCAUCCGGAGAAGUAUCCAACUUGUUUGCCCGGGACGAGGUGGAUGAGAUCGCACAGGAGCUCAUCCCGGUGAUGAAGCGCGAUCAGCCCCGCCGCCAGCCCACCCCCGAGAACCUCUACGACUACUUUCUGUCACGGGUACGGAGCAACCUGCACGUGGUGCUCUGCUUUUCGCCGGUGGGGGACAAGUUCCGAACCCGAGCGCUGAAAUUCCCGGGCCUGAUCUCGGGCUGCACCAUGGACUGGUUCCAGCGCUGGCCCCGGGACGCCUUAGUGGCCGUGGCCCAACACUUCCUGGCCCAGUACCGAGUCGAGUGCUCCGACGAAGUGAAGCACAGCACUGUGGGAACCAUGGGCACUUUCCACGACCUGGUAGCUGAGAAAUGCGUUGAGUACUUCGACCGCUUCCGGCGCCAGACGUACGUCACUCCCAAAUCCUACCUGUCCUUCAUCGAAGGCUACAAGAUCAUUUACUCUGAGAAAAUAGCCCAUGUUGGAAUGCUUGCAGAACGUAUGAAAACAGGUCUGGCCAAGCUGAUGGAAGCUGAGGUGUCUGUAAAUCAGUUGUCCAAAGAGCUGGCCCUGAAGGAGAAAGACCUCGAGGUAGCAUCCCAGAAGGCAGAUGGCGUCUUGCAGGAGGUGACCGUAAAGGCCCAAGCGGCUGAGAAAGUCAAGGCACAGGUGCAGAAGGUGAAAGACAAGGCCCAGGCCAUCGUGGACGAAAUUGAGGCAGACAAAGUGGUAGCAGAAUCCAAACUGGAAGCGGCUAAACCAGCGCUGGCUGCGGCCGAGGCGGCAUUACAGACUAUCAAGCCGGCCGACAUCGCCACAGUGCGGAAGCUGGGCAAGCCGCCCCAUCUGAUCAUGCGCAUCAUGGACUGUGUGCUGCUACUCUUCCAGCGGAGGGUGGACCCCGUCACCAUGGACUCUGAGCGGCCUAGCGUGCGACCCUCUUGGGCCGAGGCCCUCAAGCUCAUGAACAACUCUGGCUUCCUCAGCAUGCUGCUGUCCUUCCAGAAGGAUACUAUCACCGAAGAGGUGGUGGAGCUUCUCACGCCGUACCUGGAGAUGGAUGAUUACAACCUGGAGGCCGCCAAGAGGAUCUGUGGCAACGUGGCCGGCCUUUGCUCGUGGACCGAAGCCAUGGUCGAUUUCUUUGGCAUCAACAAAGAAGUUCUGCCUCUGAAGGCCAACCUGGCCCUACAGGAAGCACGGCUGGAGGUGGCCCAGGGGGAGCUGGCCCAGGCACAGGAGCAGUUGGACGCCAAGCAGCGGGAGCUGGACGCGGUGCAAGCGCUGUAUGAUGCCGCCAUGACGGAGAAGCAGGCGCUGCUGGACGACGCACAAGCCUGUCGUCGCAAGAUGGCCAACGCGACAGCACUUAUCGAGGGGCUGGGAGGGGAGAAGGUCCGCUGGACCGAGAGCAGUGCCCAGUUCCAGAAUCAGAUCAAGUGCCUUGUUGGGGACGUGCUCCUAGCCACUGGCUUCCUGUCUUACUCUGGCCCCUUCAACCAGGAGUUCCGGAACCUGCUUCUGCAGGAGUGGAGGAAGGAGAUGAGUGUGCAGCACAUCCCUUACAGUGAAGAUCUAAAUGUGAUCAGCAUGCUGGUUGACAAUGCCACCAUUGGGGAGUGGAACCUUCAGGGCCUGCCUAGUGACGAUCUGUCCAUCCAGAAUGGCAUUAUUGUCACCAAGGCCUCACGCUACCCUCUCUUGAUUGACCCUCAAGGCCAAGGGAAAAUCUGGAUCAAGAACAGGGAGAAAACAAAGGAACUACAGGUGACGUCUUUAAACCACAAGUACUUCAGAACUCAUCUUGAGGAUUCCCUAUCUCUUGGGCGCCCCCUACUGAUUGAGGAUGUUGGGGAGGAGCUUGAUCCUGCACUGGAUAAUAUUCUGGAGAAGAAUUUCAUCAAAUCUGGCUCAACAUAUAAAGUCAAGGUGGGGGACAAAGAGGUGGAUGUGAUGAAGGGGUUCACCCUAUACGUCACCACCAAGCUGGCCAACCCGGUCUACACCCCGGAGAUCAGUGCCAGGACCGCUGUCAUCGACUUCACUGUCACCGUCAAGGGGCUUGAGGACCAGCUGCUGGGCCGCGUCAUUCUACUGGAGAAGCAGGAGCUGGAAUCGGAGCGCGUGAAGCUGUUGGAGGAGGUAACCUUGAACAAGAGGAAGAUGCAGGAGCUGGAGGAUAAUCUGCUGUACCGACUGACCAGCACGCAGGGCUCUCUCGUUGAGGAUGAGUCCCUCAUCGAGGUGCUCAGGGUCACCAAAAGCACAGCACAGGAGGUGAGCGAAAAGCUGGCAGUUGCUGCUGAGACUGAGAUCAAAAUAAACUUGGCCAGGGAGGAGUACCGACCAGUGGCCACAAAGGGCAGCAUUCUCUACUUCCUGAUCGUGGAAAUGAGUCUCGUCAACAUCAUGUAUCAGACUUCCCUCCGGCAAUUCCUUGGGCUUUUCGACACGUCCAUGGAAGGCUCCGCAAAGACGCAGAUCACCUCCAAGAGGAUCGCCAACAUCGUGGAGUUUCUCACUUAUCAAGUUUUCCUGUACACGGUCCGGGGUCUUUAUGAAGAUCACAAGUUCCUCUUCACCUUGCUGUUGGCCUUAAAGAUAGACUUGCAGGCGAAAAAAAUAUCACACAAUGAGUUCCAGGCCCUUAUCAAAGGUGGGGCUUCUUUGGAUCUCAAUUCUGUUGAGCCCAAGCCAAAGCGCUGGAUUCUGGACAUGACCUGGCUGAACUUGGUGCAGCUGUCUGGCCUGCACCCCUUCACACAGCUCCUGGUCCAGGUGGCCCACAAUGACCGGGCCUGGAAAGCCUGGUAUGACUCCGAAGCCCCUGAGGAGGUCACCGUCCCUGAUGGAUAUGACAACAUCAUGGACACCUUCAGGAAGUUACUGCUCAUUCGGUGCUGGUGUCCAGAUCGCACCAUUGCACAGGCCCGGCACUACAUCGCCGACUCUCUGGGAAGCCGGUACGCCGAGGGCGUCGUCCUGGAUAUGGAGGCCUUGUGGGCUGAGAGCGACAAAAGGACUCCCAUGGUCUGCCUGUUGUCCAUGGGUUCGGAUCCCACAGAGAAUAUAGAGCGUCUAGCCAAAACAAAGAAUGUGCAGUGCCGUGCCAUAUCCAUGGGCCAGGGCCAGGAAGUGCAUGCUCGCCGCUUGCUGACCCAGAGCAUGGCGGAAGGCGGCUGGCUGCUACUACAGAACUGCCACCUGGGCCUCGACUUUCUGGAUGAGCUGCUGGAGACAGUGACGACAGCCGAUGGCAUCAACGAUGGCUUCAGGGUAUGGAUCACCACGGAGAUGCACCCCAGGUUCCCCAUCAACCUGCUGCAGUCGUCCAUCAAGUUCACCAAUGAGCCGCCGCAAGGUGUGAAAGCUGGCCUAAAGCGGACCUACAGCACCGUGACCCAGGAGCAGCUGGACCUCAGCAACUUGCCCCAGUGGAAACCUCUGCUGUACGCUGUGGCCUUUCUCCACACGACGGUCCAGGAGAGGCGUAAGUUUGGUCCCCUGGGUUGGAACAUCCCAUAUGAGUUUAACCAAGCGGACUUUACAUCCAGCGUGCAGUUUGUGCAAAACCACCUGGACGAGAUGGACGCCAAGCGUGGGGUGAAUUGGAUCUGCCUGCGCUACAUGCUUGGGGAAGUCCAGUACGGAGGCAGGGUCACAGAUGACAUGGACAAGCACCUCCUGAACACCUUUGCCCAGGUCUGGUUCAGUGAAAAUAUGUUCACUGAGAAGUUCUGCUUCUACAAGGGCUACAUAAUCCCUAAAGGAAAAAGUGUCCAGGAUUACCUGCAGUAUAUUGACACACUGCCACUCGUGGAUACACCAGAGGUUUUUGGUCUCCAUCCGAAUGCUGACAUAACCUAUCAGACGAACAUGGCCAAUCAGACACUGAGCACCAUUGUCAACAUCCAGCCGAAGGACAGUGGGGGCGGGGGCGGUGAGACGCGGGAGGCAGCCGUGCUGAGGCUCGCCAAUGAGAUGCUGGAGAAGCUGCCAGCUGAUUACGUACCGCAUGAGGUCAGAGGCAGACUUCAGAAGAUGGGCCUCUUCCAGCCCAUGAACAUCUUCUUGCGGCAGGAGAUUGACCGCAUGCAGCGCAUCAUCGCGCGCGUCCGGAGCACCCUCAGCGACCUCAAACUAGCUAUCGAUGGCACUAUCAUAAUGUCAGAGGACUUGAGAGAUGCUCUGGACAAUAUGUAUGAUGCCCGCAUCCCCAAGCUAUGGUACAAGAUCUCCUGGGAGUCAGCUACCCUAGGAUUCUGGUUCACAGAGAUGCUGGAGAGAAACCAGCAGUUCCACACAUGGCUCUUCAGCGGCCGACCCAAUCAGUUCUGGCUGACAGGCUUCUUUAACCCACAGGGUUUCCUGACAGCCGUUCGCCAGGAGACCACACGCAUGAACGCAGCCAAGGGGUGGGCCUUGGACACCGUCAUCCUGCACAACGACGUUACCAAGGUGAUGAGGGAGGACAUCGCAGGCCCCCCGCCAGCGGACGUAGGUGGCGUCUACAUCCACAGUCUCUUCCUGGAUGGAGCUGGGUGGGACAGGAGGAACGCGAAGCUCACAGAGUCACCCCCCAAGGUUCUCUUCACUCCCCUCCCUGUGGUCCAUGUCUAUGCUAUCAGUACCGCUUCAUCCCCGGAUCCAAAACACCAGCAGGUGGCGACUCUCUACUCCUGCCCUGUCUACAAGAAACCUCGACGUACUGACCUCACUUAUAUCUUCUCCCUGUUCUUACGCACAUCAAAGGCGCCGGACCACUGGACGCUCCGCGGUGUGGCGCUUCUGUGCGACUCUAAAUGAGAGGCCGUGUCCUGCAAUGCCACCUCCUGGACUCUAGAGGGAUACAUCAGGGGUCAGCCAGGUCACAUCCUUAAGGAUAGGACCUGUUGUGUCUUUUAGAGAGGUCUCGUGAAAUUGGUCUAUCUAGUCAUCAAACCUUCAUCAGCAAAAUAGUGACAUGUAUGUGGAAUGAGAGCAUCUGACAUUUUUGCAUUCAGUUUCUCCUGCAUUUAAGAAAUGCAUGGAUUAACGUAUUCUGUCACCAGAUGAGUGGCUGGAGAUGGGUGAAUGGCUAGAUUACUAAACUUUAUUGUUAUGUGUUUUUUUUUUAAUGAUGCUGUCAUCUAAAUCAGUGAUUGAUCCAUUUUUGCAGAUGCACUUAAAAUAGUGUAAUUUGAUUCUUCUUGUCAAACAUUUUGACGAGGUAUUGUGCAAAGAAGGAAAAACGUACCAUGUAAUUUGCUCUCUUUGGAACUUCAAGAAACAAAAUAUAUUGAUUCUGAAUGCCUGAAAAUCAUGUUUCUUAUUUCCAAGUAUUUCUCAUUUCCAAAUAUUUCAAUGAUCCUGAUGUUUUUGGGUUACAUUUCAGUGGUAUAAAAAGGGAAAACUGAACAGUACUUAGAUCAUUAACCUUCUAUAAUGUGAAGCGACAGUUUUAUAUUUUAUAUGUAUAUUUAUAUUAUAUAUAUAUAUAUAUAUAUAUACACACACACUUUUCCCUCAUUUUCCACAUAAUACAGCAGUGAUAUAUUUAUGAAACAUAUUUUUAUUGUUAAUUAUACCAGAAGAAAUUAUUCAUGCAUCCACUCUAAUUUGUAUAAACAAAUUGAAUAAAUUUCAUGCAUUGACUGUGUAUAGAAACAAGAAUAAAAAAUACAAACUGAUAACAUAUCAUCUAUCACUAAUCUACGGUGUUGACACAAGAAUAUUCUAUUAGAGUAUCAGAUAAAAGAAUAUGAUGUAUUCUUUUAUUUAAUUUAGAUUUCCAAACAUGAAAGUGAAAAAUACAAAUGAGUAUGCACAGAAUUCUGUGUUCUGCUGGAAUGAAGGAUGAUAAAUACCACUGUCAAACUGAAGUCUACUGUGGUUAUACUGUAAUUGCUGCUAUAUUACAUAUUUUUAAACUAUUAUAAAUGUAGAAUAUCAAGUACGUUACACCAAGCUAAGGAUCAGAAAACAUUAAAUUAAAAUAGAUUGAUAAAUUUAACAUCCCAGAGUAGAAAUAUGAUUUUUAAAAUCAGUGAUAAAGUAUUCCGUUCAGUAUCACAUCAACAGUAAACUACUCAUAUCAGACAAUGUAUUUAGCUAUUAAUCACAUGAAACAAAUUCUUUUUUUUAAUGAACUUUUAUAAACUUAAGCUGUACAGUAUUAUGGAGUUCAUUUAUGAUGUCAUUUAGUUCGCAACAGAUUUUUAAUAAAUCUACAUUAUAUAACUAUAUCAUGCAGCUUUAGCAAGAUGUAUAAACAUUUACAUAUUGUGCAAAUUACCACCAUCAAUUUGCAAUACUGAAGACUAUGAUAGACUUUGCACUAAUAAAUAUUCAACUAAAA